AUGCCCAAGGCUCUCCUGAUUGGUCUGUUCGGGGACACCAAUCAGUGUGCCGCCAUCAUGCCCAAGGACAUCCAGCGAGGCUCGUCAUGGAGACUCAUUAGCCAGGUGUUAGGCAAUGACAGCAAAUAUGCCGUGAGGGAGCCCAUUGGACUCAGGGCAUGGAUCUUCCUGUCAGCGGUUCUGUUCACAGUCACCGCGCUCACGGCUCUGGUGUUUCCUAGCCAGCUGUAUGAGUCGGUGUUUGAGCUGAGCACCACCACCAUCUCCAUCAGACUAUAUGGAGGAGCCCUGCUCAGUACCUCUCUGAUCCUGUGGAACGGUCUGUACACGGCAGAGAAGGCCGUCAUGCGCUGGACCCUCCUCACUGAGGCCAGCUACUGCGGAGUGCAGCUCCUGGUCACAUCAGUGUCUCUGUUGGAGGUCGGCUCUUUGUCUGAUGGCGCCCUCUACCUGCUGCUGGGGGAAGUGCUCCUGCUGCUGGUCACCCUGCUGUACCACCACCAGCUGGGCCGCAGGACCAAGAAGAACUGAUAGGGGGCGCCAAAACUCACUUGCUCAGCGCCUCAUCCCCUUGGAAACACACUCCACACAGCCGGACUCUCACACAACACACCCUUCCCCCCAGCUGCAGGACCAAACACAAGCCUGCUCUUCAGAGACAGACUCUGUGUGUGUGUGUGUGCGUGUGUGCGUGCUUGCGUGCGUGUGU
Molecule: messenger RNA, 709 nt
Organism: Clupea harengus (Atlantic herring)
Lineage: Eukaryota; Metazoa; Chordata; Actinopteri; Clupeiformes; Clupeidae
Product: tumor protein p53-inducible protein 11-like
Exons: 7
Coding region: 1-531 (176 amino acids)
Source: RefSeq, a predicted model, not a curated record